UUGAAUAUGUCAUCCAUAUGGGACAAAAUGUGCGAAGUAUUCACAUCGCUGGUGCGUCCGACGCGUCGCAAGACACGCCGGGUCACAUUUAGUCCAAGCACCUUACAUCGUGAACUCGUACGACACAUACAACUAUCGGCAUCUCGUAAUCCGUUUUUCAAUUUCCUAGCCGAGGUGCGUAUGAAAGCGAAUGGUGGGCAACUAAUGCAUCCAGACUGUGGUUCGAUGGCUUCGCGGGAAAUGGCACGCAUCGCUAAGACCGCUGGUUUCCUGUGGAAUUCAAUGACGGACGAACAAAAAAAACCAUAUCGAAACAUUGCGAUAGAGCAGCGCAAACUGAAGAGACUGCGACGAAGGCGUUCCUACUUAACUUCACGCAAACGAAAGAAACGCAAACCCCCAGUAGAAUGCAAGUGUCUGUUACCACCGCAGCCCACUGUUGAAGAACAUCUGUAGCAACUACUUCUGAACAUUAUCAUAUUGUGGUUGGCAUCUUCAAUACAAUUCAGAGGGUGCGGAGAUCAUUUUUUGUGCAAAAUUUAUGUUUAACUGUCUCCUAUUUUCCUAAAAUGUUGUUGUGUAUCAUCAAUUCUCUACAGCUCUUCUUACUGCACCUAUUCAGGCCGCAGGCAAUCGGUAAUAAAGUGGUUCAUUAAAACAAA
Molecule: messenger RNA, 662 nt
Organism: Zeugodacus cucurbitae (melon fly)
Lineage: Eukaryota; Metazoa; Arthropoda; Insecta; Diptera; Tephritidae
Exons: 1
Coding region: 7-456 (149 amino acids)
Source: RefSeq, a predicted model, not a curated record